This is a messenger RNA of Paramormyrops kingsleyae, 1280 nucleotides long. Lineage: Eukaryota; Metazoa; Chordata; Actinopteri; Osteoglossiformes; Mormyridae. The record is from RefSeq and is a predicted model, not a curated record.
AGAAAAGGUUAAGUCGCGGAGAGCCCGGCCACCCCCACCGGCUGCUCCAGUCACUUCCAGCCAGCGAGCAGUAGGUGUCCGCAUCUCCGCUCCGGCACCGACAGCCACACACGUCGACUGGGGGACCCGCAGCAGGCAGCACGGCGUCUGGCACGGCGCUGUAGCCCUUUCCGCCGGAGCCGGUGCGAUGCGCCUUUUGUUUUGAAGCGGCCAGCCUCCUGUUCAGCCCACCCAGCCCCCGGUCCAGUCUCCGGUCCAGCUCGUCUUGCGCUGAUGCGCCGCUCCGUGCUGGCAGUCUGCUAGCGUCUGGAUCGUCUUCUUUCAUCGGGAAUCCGAGACGAUGGCCAGCACGGUGAAGAGCUGUUUGUAACCCAGUACAGCUUGACGAAGGUGAAUUCAACCCUCGCACUGCAGAUUUCUUGUCAAACCUCCAGUAAACUACGGCCAUGUCGAAUAUAAACAGCGCUCUCUGUGUCGAGAGCGGACAAAACAUUGACUUGUCACUCUUACAGAAGGAUAAUCUUCAGUUGGACUCGAGUGGAUUAAACACAGUUUUGGAUUAUAAUGCAGAGAUGGAACGCUACCGGUCCUUCGCAAACUUCUACAAAACGAACGGGGCAUUUCCACAGACUGCGAAGAUUGCUCGCAUAACCACGCCAAUUUUCCCCAGCGCCCGAAUCGGCGUGUCCCCCUGGAACUGCGAUAACGCCAUGCUCUGGGGAAGAAAGUCAGCAGCAAUCAACCCUAAUAGGACCAGCAUGCAGAGAAAUGAGUCCCAGAGGGGCGAGAAGGUUGGCGUGCCGCCAGAGACGUUGCAAAUGGCAAAUAAUAAUUUCCUCUCCACCUUAUCCCCUGAACACUGCAGACCUUUAGCGGGGGAAUGCAUGAACAAGCUGAAAUGCGGCACAGCAGCUGAAGCGGAGAUAAUGAAUCUCCCAGAACGCGUCGGAACUUUUUCCACCAUCCCGGCUUUAGGGGGCAUCUCAUUACCUCCCGGGGUCAUCGUCAUGACAGCCCUUCACUCCCCCGCAGCCUCGGCCGCCGUUACAGACAGUGCGUUUCAAAUUGCCAAUCUGGCAGACUGCCCGCAGAAUAAUUCCUCGGCGUCCAGCGGCAACCCGGCCAAGAAGAAGAGGAAAAGGUGCGGGGUGUGCGCCCCCUGCAGGCGGCUGAUCAACUGCGGGGUGUGCAGCAGCUGUCGGAAUCGCAAAACCGGCCACCAGAUCUGCAAGUUCAGGAAAUGCGAGGAGCUGAAGAAGAAGCCCGGCGCGUCGCUGGAG